This is a messenger RNA of Lotus japonicus, 1309 nucleotides long. RefSeq names its product RING-H2 finger protein ATL16-like. The coding region runs from base 161 to 1129 and encodes 322 amino acids. Gene Ontology annotation, molecular function: transferase activity. Gene Ontology annotation, biological process: protein ubiquitination. The record is from RefSeq and is a predicted model, not a curated record. The transcript has a single exon. NCBI's taxonomy places the organism in Eukaryota, Viridiplantae, Streptophyta, Magnoliopsida, Fabales, Fabaceae.
UCACUUUUAUCACUGCUUCUUUACCUUAAAAUAUUCAUCACUCCAUUCACUCCAAUCAAUAUAUGAUAUUUUCUUCACAUUGCCAAGCCAAGACCAAACAAAACUCUUAAAAGCCAAACCAUCUUUACUUCUCCCAUCACAUUUAGAGCUCUCAAAUCAAAUGGCACUAAACCACAACCACUCUGCUUCAGACUCUGCCUUACCCAUAUUUGCCAUUGUUGUGCUCUUGGCCACUGCUUUCAUAGUCAUCAGCUACUUAACUCUUGUCACCAAGUGUUGCUCGAAUUGGCAUCAAAUUAACCCACUGAGAUGGAUUUCCAACUUGCUGCCUCAACAAAAUGAAGACCCCUUCAUAGCUUUCUCUCCCACCAGGAUGUGGAACCAAGGACUUGAUGAAUCUCUCAUCCAAGAAAUCCCAACAUUUCAAUUCACAAAAGAACAAAAUGGUGAUCAAAUUCUUCAAAGUGUCUAUGGCUGUGUUGUUUGUUUAACAGAGUUCCAAGAACAGGACAUGCUAAAAAUUCUUCCCAAUUGCAGCCAUGCUUUUCAUUUGGAUUGCAUUGACAUUUGGCUUCAAAGCAAUUCCAAUUGCCCUCUUUGUAGGUCAAGCAUCUCAGCAAACACUCACUGUGCAAUUCCAAUGGAUCAAAUCAUAGCUCCAACCUCUUCUCCUCAGGAUUCUCAGCUACUUUCCAACAUGGGAAGUGAAGAAGAUUUUGUGGUCAUUGAACUUGGUGGAGGAGAAAAUGGGGGAACAGUAAUAGAAAGAAAUGACUCAAGGGAGAGCCUAGCACAUAGUAGUAGAAGUCAUUCCUCAAGGAAGAUGAUGGUGCAGUUGAAACCAAGGAAGUGCCACCAUGUUUCCAUCAUGGGAGAUGAGUGUAUUGAUGUUAGAAAAAAAGAUGAACAGUUUUGCAUUCAACCUAUUCGAAGAUCUUUCUCAAUGGACUCUGCAAAUGAUAGACAAGUUUACUUAGAUGUUCAAGCCAUGGUACAAGAGAAUAGACAUCAAAAUGAUGAGGCUUGUGCUAGUGAAGGUCGUAGUGGAAGAUUUCGAAGAUCAUUCUUUCCUUUUCGUUAUGGAUGGGGAUCAAAAAAUGUUGUCCUGCCUCUUGAGAAUGGUGUUUAAUGUAAGAUAAUUCAAUUUGUUCUUUUAUUUUAUUUUUUGUCUUAGAUUUGUAUAAUUCACUUCUUCUCCUACCUUCUAAAUUUUCAUUGCAUUCUAGUCAUGCUGGUGAGGUCUUUGAAUUAGAGUAGUCUCUUGAGGAGUUACACAUAGGCAAUGGAGGGAAAUGUGUUAUUUUUUGUA